AGCAACGAGUAGAAAGAAAGCAAGGGAAGAAAAAGAAGCCGUAAAAACGGAUGACAGUGAGCUGAACAUGUCCCUCACAAAGUCCACGCUUUUGACUAUACCAACCGCAGGCGACCAGGAGAAUUUGAGGAGGAGAUCCACUGUAGACGCCACAGAGAAUUACGACCCAGAGCCGAAUCACCCGUUUCCACGGAAAUUAUCCCAAACGGCUCUUGCCAUCGGAUCGCAGCACCCGGAGCUCGUCGUCAAUGCCGCCGAGACGCCCUCUCCUGACCCGUCUUCCAUCCAUUUCUGCCAUUACACUCCCAAAUGUUUCUUAGCUGUGCACAGAGCUUGCACGGGAGCACACGGCAAUUCGGUGCGCUCCACGCCGUCGCGCUAUGGUGAGGAAGGUUGGCAUGAAAGCACCUCCAAGACCACCAUCAGAGCUGAGAAUGAGGUGGAGGCACACAAGGAAGCCAACAACUAUAAAUUUGGCUUCCGAAAAUGGAAAGGCAAUGUCACCAAGAGGCCCAUCGAAGACCAAUCAGAUGUGGUUAAAGAGCUCUACUCGGAUCUCAGCAUCGUCAAGCCCCAAGAAGGCUCCGUAGUGACCUUUGGGAAUAUCAUUUAUGUGAUUUUAUUCGGCUGGUGGAUGUCUUUAACCUACCUCCUCAUUUGUCUUGUGAUGUUUCUGACCAUCAUCGGUGCCCCCUAUGGAAAACUGUGCUUUAAGUUGGCCUUGUACUUUAUUUGGCCUUUUGGGAAAUCUGUGGAAAAGGCUGCUGACUUGGCAAUAAGAUCCACAAUGAAGCCACCGAGGUGUGAGGUCAUUCCCGAAGAGAGCGUUUCCGAGGACACCAAGGACUCUGGGCCUCUUCUGAUGUCCACCCCUUUACCCAUUGAGUUACCGUUGCCCGAAGGAGAUGUUCGGACCAGGUCUAAACACUGGUGUCGCGUGAGCACCUACGUGUGGCUUCUCCUGGGCUAUCCCGUCCUAGCGGUGGUGCACGCGGUGGCCUGCGUCAUAUCCUGGCUGCUGGUGUUUACUAUCCCCAUCUCCAAAAUGAACGCCCGCACGAUGGCCGUCAUCCUCCUCAUGGCGCCCGAGGACGUUCACAUCCGCGCUCUGGAAAAGACGAAUCGGUGCGAGGCGAGAGUCAUCCUGUGCUGCUACCGCGCCGUCAACGUUUAUUACUACAAGUACACCGUGCAAGGGAUCAACAUUUUUGCACUAAAUCUCCUUCCUUUCGUAAUAAUCACGUUGCUAAUCGGCUAUAGUGACCAGAACCACAAAUACUUAAGUUCCGAGACCAAGUUUGCCGCGGCUAUCACGUCCAUAAUCCCGUUGUCAUACUACAUCGGCAUGGGCAUCGCCAGCAUUUCGGCUCAGAGCAACUUCGCGGUGGGCGCGGUGGUGAACGCCACAUUCGGUUCCAUCACCGAGAUGACCUUCUACAUCACGGCGCUCCUGCAGGGUCACCGCAGCGCCUCCAAGUGCUACGAGGAGGUCGUCAAGGCCGCCCUCACUGGCACACUGCUGGGCUGCAUCCUUUUUAUACCCGGUAUCUGUAUGAUUAUCGGCGGCAUUAAACACCAGGAGCAGCGAUUUAACAGCCGCUCGGCCGGCGUGAGCUCAGCUUUGCUCUUCAUAUCCGUUGGAGGUGUUUUUGCUCCCACCCUCUUCUGUAAAACCUUUGGAAGCCUGGUGUGCGAGGGCUGCUACAACAUUUCCGGCAACGCCAGCGUGCCUUUCGUGUGCAAAGACUGCCACUACGACACGAGUAAAACGGACCCCCAGUUGAUUAUGAUGCACAUAGAGCCUCUGGUGUACACCAUCUCCCUCCUGCUGCCCGCCGCCUACCUCAUUGGCCUGAUCUUCACGCUAAAAACCCACUCUCACAUCUACGACAUCCACAUCAGCGGCCAAGGCAGCCACGCCGUCGACGAGGGCACAGCCGCUGCCACCCGCGUUGGCGAGGGCGCCGCUGGCCCGCUCCUCGCCGCCAACUCGUGCAUUAAUGCCAGCAUUGUCCCGCCGAGCCUCGUUGCUACAGGUCAUCACGUGGUCCACUGGUCGCGGUGGAGGGCACUCGCCAUGCUCAUCCUGUCCACGCUGCUGAUGGCCUGCUGCGCCGAUCUCAGCACGGACAACAUCAAACCCAUGCUGACCAGCUCUUCCAUCUCCCAGUACUUCAUUGGCGUGACCUUGUUGGCGAUGGUGCCCGAGCUUCCCGAAAUUGUCAACGGGAUCCAGUUUGCGCUGCAGAAUAACAUCAGUUUGAGUCUGGAAGUUGGGAGCUGCAUCGCCGUGCAAGUGUGCAUGAUUCAGAUCCCACUGCUUAUCCUCUUCAACGCAUUUUACGACGUGGGAUUUGUGCUGCUGUUCAGUGACAUCCAUCUCUGGGCAAGUAUCUUCAGCGUCAUUUUGGUCAACUAUAUCCUCAUGGAUGGAAAAUGUGACUACUUUCAGGGCACUGCUCUGGUCGUGGUUUACCUCAUCCUUUUGGCUCUUUAUUUCUUUGCUCCAUCCCCACGCGCUUGUUAAUAUACUCACUAAAAAAAAAAAAAAAAAUCCAAUCCAGUAUUUUUGGUAAGCAUGCAUAAACUGAAGAAUUUCUAAUGUUAAGAAAAUGUUUAGUGUUAUAGAUCUUGCCUUUAUAUUUCUAAAUAGAUAUUUGCUGUUUAUACCUGCUGUUCUUUGUUAAAUAAGUUUAAUAAAUACAAUUUAUCUGAGACUAGUAUGAGUUUUCAACUCAACUUUAUUGACAACUCAACAGUAUAGUCAGACGAACCUUUUGUGUACAUAAUUACAAUGGUCACGGUUAACAAAUUAAGUCAGGUGCAAGUACAGUUGUGUGAUCAGAAUAAAACUAAUAUCACCUGACAA
Molecule: messenger RNA, 2869 nt
Organism: Syngnathus acus (greater pipefish)
Lineage: Eukaryota; Metazoa; Chordata; Actinopteri; Syngnathiformes; Syngnathidae
Gene: cax1
Product: cation/H+ exchanger protein 1
Exons: 20
Coding region: 68-2527 (819 amino acids)
Biological process (GO): intracellular calcium ion homeostasis; calcium ion transmembrane transport
Cellular component (GO): membrane; endomembrane system
Molecular function (GO): calcium:proton antiporter activity
Source: RefSeq, a predicted model, not a curated record